This is a messenger RNA of Acanthochromis polyacanthus (spiny chromis), 3181 nucleotides long. RefSeq lists its product as uncharacterized. The transcript is spliced from 4 exons. NCBI's taxonomy places the organism in Eukaryota, Metazoa, Chordata, Actinopteri, Pomacentridae. The coding region runs from base 1026 to 2255 and encodes 409 amino acids. The record is from RefSeq and is a predicted model, not a curated record.
AGGACACCCAGGACGGGUCAGGGGGGAGGAGCCGUUGGGAGAAAAUUGUACCUGAACAGCAGAGACAUUUUUAAACCAGGCAUGAGCCACCAGAGGAGGAGAGGGCGCGGCAAGAUGUGGGAGUUCAGCCAAAGCAGAGAUGUGCUGCUGGGAGGUGAGCGAGGAGGAGGAGGUCACACCCAACGUGGACGGAAAAAAACAGCGCAGCAGUUUAACCAGGACAGUGGCCCUGUUGGUGGGCCUGGAAGGGCUAAACCAACACCUUCAGCCUCCUUUUUAUACCCACACCUUCGAUUCUGCAAUCUUCACACGUUACCUCCCUCCAGCCCCGUAAUCCAGCCGUCUCCAUCUACCAGCCUGCUGUCACCUGCAGCCUCCUACACCUCUCCUGCAUCGUCCCUCCUCCACACCACCCCGCUCCCCCCUUCAGCCCCUGCAGCUCAUGAUGAGCAGCCUGAGCAUAUCGAUCGUCUUCUGGAGGAAGUGAUGAUGGGACUUGACAUUUUACCAAACCGCAGAGCUCCCCAUUCUCCAACAAGCAGCAGCAGCAGCAACAUCUUUUCUUCCUCUGGUGACACUUCUGCCCAGAACAGACAACAGUGCCACACCACUGAUGUCCAUAGAUCCACAGAGGUUAUUGCUGGGGCAAGAGGAGCUGGUAAUUCCAGUUUCAAAAAUGGUGAGGUACCUCUUCUGCAGCAGCAGUGUGAGGGAGAGCUGAACGAGAUGCUGGACCACUUCCUUCAGUCGUUCGAGCAGCAUGUUGAAAGCCACGGUGUCAGGGAAGAGAAGGAGACAAACGCUGACGGCUCUGCAGAGGCAAACCAGCUGUACACAGACCUCUCCACAGCCUCUCACACCUCUUGUCUACAGAAGAAAAAUGCACAACGUCGAGUCAGACGAUCCAAAACCACUGGAACUGAAACGCUGCAGAGCUGCUCACCGCCACGCCAGACCUCCACUAGCCGAGCUGUGUCCCACGAACACACUGAGGAAACACUGCGGAAAGUCAAACCACCGCCCAAAUGCCCAAAGAAGAGAAAACAAAACCAUAUCAGCUUUCAUUAGAGAAAAAGAAGGUGAGGAAACGAGUGUCAUCAGGUGACGUGACGACCCAAACCAUUCAUGACCGAGAAGACAAGCAGCUAAAGCAGAGACCUGUGGUCCACCUGGAGAGGAGCGGCCUGCUGCCAGUCACAGUGAUAUUACAGAGACAGAGCAGUCUGGAAGACAAGAGUCCUGAUAAAGCAAAGACCUGUUCAUCGUCAGUGAAAACCUCCUGUGAAAGCUCAUCUGGAACGAAUCAGUCAACGUUGAUCAGCACAAGGACGUAUCCGAUCAGGAGCAGGUUUAAAGCAGCACAAAUCGUGGGCAGUGUGCCGUUACUUGAGGAGCCACCCUCAGCAGACCGACCAGUUCGCAGACGAGGCAGACCCAAGAAGAGUUCACAACAACUCAGUAACUCGAACAGUAACAGUUCAGUUCCACCAGCACAACCACAGCCUGUGGAUCCUAGUGGCACCGAUGAGCCACUAGAGAAAAACCAAGAGAGACACGAAGAAGAAUCGACUGUCCAGCCACAAGAAGAGGCAGAUGGACCUGCAAGUAGGGGACAAAAGAGGGCAGCCACGUCAAGUGAGGACAGAAGUGAUGAUGGCACAGUGACCAAGAGGGUUUGCUUUGAGCAGAUUCCACAGCCAACAUGUGAAACAUGUAUGCCAAACUCUGAAUCUGCGAUCUCUGUGUGUGAACCACCAACCACAGAGCCAGAGGAGGUGAUUGACGUAGAGACUCUUUCACUGUCCAGUUUGGAAGGUUUAUAUGAAGAAGAAGAAAAACCAGUGUGGAGUGAAAUCAAACUCAGAGAAACAGAGAGCAGGUUGCCAGAUGAAGAGACGUACAACAGCGCUGAUGAGAUAAUUGAUGUGGAAGGAGAUGGCGACGACUCGGAGACUCAGGAGAACAAAGACGAGGACAACUGCCAGAACGCAAUAGCAGCAAGUCUGUCAUAUUAUAUUGACGAGAAGUCUUCUGUUUCGUCUUCACAUCAAACAAAAGAGUUCAGUCCGGAAUCGACAGAAAGGUGGGAGGACGACAAGGACGAGGACAUUGAUGUGAUCACAGGUUGCGAUUCUGAUCCUGAGCCGGUAAUCAUCAGCUGGACAGAGUCUUCAGAGGAAGGAGGCGAGAAUAUUGAUGUUGCUGACGACAGACUGCACUUCACCAGCGACGUUCACUGCUGUGAGUAUAGUUAAGCUUUUUAACAUUAAAAGCUGCGAGUUUCAAGGCAGACAGAGAAAUCAGUAGUGACAACAUUCAAUACAAAAAUGGUUUCAUCAUCAGUGUUUAAAAGUGAUGUCUAAAAUCUCAUCUUUCUUCAUUGUGUUCACUUCCAUGUGCAAACAAACUGACAAUAACAUGAGAGAUUUUUGUUUUCCUAUUCCAAAGAUGUUUAGGAAAAGAGCAGCUGUGAGCAGCAUGUUAGUUAUUCGUUUUGGACAGAAGCAUCAUAAUGUUUGAAGACAUUAGUAAAUUUAAUCAGCAACGGAACAACAUGACUGGAAAGUUCAUGUACAAAGUUUAGUUUCAGCUCCUGAGCUGAUUGUACGGACUUAACUACUGUAAGGCUGCAGAGGACAGGUAGGAUUGCUCAUAUUUUGUAUUUUUUCAUGCUUUUGAGAUGUUUUGCCUGUGAUUUUAUGUACAUAGUUGCUGCUGAUUUGUAACUGAUAAGCAGAAAUGUUCAAGAAAGUUUGUUUUUACUGGUACGUGUUGAAAGCAAUUCUUUAAAAUCAGUGUUAUAAGAGUUUUACUGCCUCAAAAUGAAGGUUUUGUACUGUCAAAUGAGUCAUCAGUGUUUUAUUAGUUGUAUGUGCAGCUGUUACAAGUAUGAUCAGUAAUGUCAGCCUCUGUCCUGCCAAAUGUUCUACGAAAAAGUCUUCUUUAUGUUCUGUCAGCUUAUGUUUGACAGUGUUUCCUGUGGCACUUUUGGUUCUUGGGUCUGAUUUUUACAAUAAAGACUUCUCUGUUCUCUUUGUGCUACAGAAGUUCUGCUCAGUCUUUGAACUGACCUUUAAAUUAGAAAAAUAUCCACACACAUGUUGAGACUCCAGUCAUGUGUCAUAAAACUAUCCAAAAAGAUUUCCACUGAUAAAAAAACACUGUUCUCUUUGAAAAUUUG